UAAACAGGAAAGUUCAGCAAGAAAGAUGUUAAAACUGAUAAACAUAAAGCCAGAAAGUUUGUUCUUAUUGUUUUUACUAUACGUAUAUGUAAAAACAUUGGAUGGAGAACGACCCUUUAGGACACUCAAAGUGAAUCAGAUAUGGGAAAAAGCACAGAAGCUCCAUUCAGGACCAAAGUUAGCUGAUCUUUAUGCAGAUUUGAAAAUUCAAGACAAAGUAGAAAUAGAACUUAAAAAGUUGAAAGCCGAGGAUAUGGAUAAAGAUGGCAUGAAAGAGGCAGAAGUUAGACAGAGGUUAAUGGAUCUUUUGGAGAAAUACAACAUGAAAAAUGUAGUAUCUAUGCCAAAGCCACAAGAUAUAAGUAAUGAAAUACCAGAAACAUUUGAUCAUCAACUUCGAGACAAAAAGCUUCAGAAGCUAUGGAAGAAAGCAGAAUUUGCUGGAUUCUCAGAAUCAGAAUUGGAGAAAUUGAAGGAGGAAUUUUUACACCAUCAGAUGAAGGUGGAUGAAUACAACUCUCUACAGGAAAACUUUAAUCUCAGGGAUGAUUAUGAGGAUAAUUUGAUUGAUGUGGAACAAAACAGGGUGAAGAAAAACAAGAAGCUGGAGUUGAAAACAAUGUACAAGGAUUUGAAGACGGAGUAUGACAAACUAGAGUCGAUGGCUGCAGGAGUUAAUGUUCCAGACAAAUCUUUCCAGGAUCCACGAGUGUAUGAGCUGUGGGCACUUGCCCAGAGAGCUAGAAUGUCACCAACUGAACUAGAAUCCAUCAAGACAGAACUUCAGCAUUUUGAACACAGGCUACAAAAGCAUGAAUACUACCAGGAUCAGUUAAGAAUUUCUGAUGAAGCAUUAAAACUCAAUUAUAAAGAUGGGGAAGUUCCAGAUAAGCAUGCCAAGCUGGAACAGAUGGCUCGAGAUUAUGGAAGGAAGGUUGAGAAAUAUCACACGGACCUAAAGUACCGAAUCAACAAGGCAUUAAAGCAGCACAUAGAGCUCUAACAUUAAAGGAUGUACAUGUAGUCUGUGUCUGGCAGCAGAAAACAAACUACAGUAGUUACUGAGAAAGUUAAUAUCAGAUAAAGAAACAGGAAAAGGAAUAGACUAAGAGGCGAGAACUAGAGAUAAAUGGACACAACAUGUCAAGUCCAACAAACUUUCUUCUGGUAAAACUAACAAAUCUCCUGUGUCCUUCAUUGUAAAACAUUCCUGAACUUAGAAAAAUUUAAAUGUCAUUAAAAAAAGAAAGCUGAAAUGGUCAUUAUUAGAAGAAAAAAAAUAUCCUCUGGUUUACUAUGAUAAAACAGUUGGCUUACGAUACAAAGGAAAGAGCUUGUUUCAAUCAUGUGCAUUUCAAUACUCAUGUCAUUUAUGUAUGCAACUUAUAAGAAAAUGGAAUUUAUCUUGUAGCAAACUGCAAUACUGAUAAUGAAAAUAUGAAAAUUUUAUUUUA
Messenger RNA from Saccostrea echinata, 1454 nucleotides. Its product is annotated as alpha-2-macroglobulin receptor-associated protein-like. Gene Ontology annotation, cellular component: endomembrane system; endoplasmic reticulum. NCBI's taxonomy places the organism in Eukaryota, Metazoa, Mollusca, Bivalvia, Ostreida, Ostreidae. Gene Ontology annotation, molecular function: receptor antagonist activity; heparin binding; low-density lipoprotein particle receptor binding. The transcript is spliced from 7 exons. Gene Ontology annotation, biological process: regulation of receptor-mediated endocytosis. The record is from RefSeq and is a predicted model, not a curated record. Bases 26 to 1003 code for a protein of 325 amino acids.